AUGCCCCUGGGACGGCCCUUUGGGGCACCGCUGCCCUUGUCUGGGCCCCUGCCCCACCUGGGGGCACCGAUUCUCCUGGGUUGGCUCCUGGGGAUGCAGCAGCCCCUGUGUGGUCUUCAAGGGGCGCCUGGGCAUGUGGGAAAGCCCCUGAGGGAACUUCUGCCUUUGGGAGGGCCCCUGAGAGAGCCACCGCCCCAGGGAACUCCCCUGGGAGCACCGCCAGCCCUGGGAGAACCCCUUGUGGCGACGCUGACAGUCGGAGGGCACCUGGGGGCGCUAUCACCAAUAGCAGGGCCCCAGUGGGCAUCGCCGACCCUGGGAGGCCCGUGGGAAAGCCGCUGCCUCUGGGAGAUCUCCGGGGGGCGCCGCAGCCCCUGGAAGGGCCUCUGGAGGCUCCCUGCAUUUGGAAGAGCCCCUGGGGGAGCCUCCGUCCCUGGGAUGGCCCUUGGGGGCGAUGUCACCCUUGGAAGGGCCCCUGGGACCGCCGCCGCAUCUGGCAAGGCUCUUUGGUUCGCCACCGCCUUUGGGACGGCCCAUAGAGUACCGCAGCCCCUGGGAGGUACCCCGGUGGUGUCACUGCUCCUGCGAGACCUCUUGGGGGCGCCACCGCCGUUGGGCGUGCCCCUGGGGGUGCUGCUGCCACUAAGGAGAGCCCCUAGCCCCUGGUGCCGCCGUCCAUGGAAGGGCCCCCGCCGCCACUGGGAAGGCCCCGGAAACCUUCGCCGCCCUUGGGAAGCCCGGGACGACACUGCUUCUGGGAAGACCCCUGGGGGCAUCGCCGGCCCUGGAAGGGUCUCUCCUGCCCCUGUGAGGGCCCCUCCUGCUCCUGUCAGGGCCCCCAUUGCCCAUGGGAGAGACCCUAGCGCCCCUAGGAUGGCCCAUGAGGGCGCCGAUGCCCCUAGGAGUGCCCCUUGGGAUGCCGAUUCCCCUGUGAGGGUCCCCGGGGGUGCUACCGCCCUUAGGUGGACCCUGGGAGCGCCACCGCCCCAGGGAAGGCCCCUAGAGGCGCUGCCACCCCUGGGAGAACCCUUUGAUUCGACACUCCUCCUGAGAGGGCCCCUAGAGGACUACCACCUCUAA
Molecule: messenger RNA, 1080 nt
Organism: Homarus americanus (American lobster)
Lineage: Eukaryota; Metazoa; Arthropoda; Malacostraca; Decapoda; Nephropidae
Product: basic proline-rich protein-like
Exons: 2
Coding region: 1-1080 (359 amino acids)
Source: RefSeq, a predicted model, not a curated record